AUGCCUCCAGAGAAGUUUUUUCAUCGUGUUCCCAAAACACAGGAGCACUGGAACCUCGCAGUCAAGCAAUCAACACUAAACAAUGACCCACACGCCCAGCAACAAUGGAACUCAGCGUCAAAGCUCAGCAAAGAAGAAUAUCUACUUCUGCGUUGUUUAUGGACACAGCACAAGAAGAAAGACGCUGGCAAGAUGGUCAAAAAGUUUAAAUUGGACCAAUACUACGACGAUGCUGAGACUUGGCUUCAGCAAUUCCCCCCGUCCUUGGGGGCCGGGAUCUUUGAGAUACCGGUGGUUGAGCAGGUCCGGAUUUCCUCGGCGCUACUUGAGGAAGAGGUCAUGAACAAGUCAAAACGGCUGAUUGAUGAGGACUCUGUCAAUAUGAGCCUCGUUGCCUUCCUCAUUGCGCUCGCCUCCAAACAUCCCCUCUUACACAGCCGCUGGACACCCCAUCGGAAGCCAAUCAAGGCUCAGUUCGGCAAUGGUACAGAAAUGGAGGCACAGAUCGACGGCUACUUUGGGGGGAAGAAGAGCCAAUAA
Penicillium verrucosum is the source of this 540-nucleotide messenger RNA. RefSeq lists its product as uncharacterized. Bases 1 to 540 code for a protein of 179 amino acids. The record is from RefSeq and is a predicted model, not a curated record. The transcript has 2 exons. NCBI's taxonomy places the organism in Eukaryota, Fungi, Ascomycota, Eurotiomycetes, Eurotiales, Aspergillaceae.